This is a messenger RNA of Alternaria rosae, 1052 nucleotides long. RefSeq lists its product as uncharacterized. Lineage: Eukaryota; Fungi; Ascomycota; Dothideomycetes; Pleosporales; Pleosporaceae. The transcript is spliced from 2 exons. The coding region runs from base 161 to 757 and encodes 198 amino acids. The record is from RefSeq and is a predicted model, not a curated record.
CGACUUUGGUCGGCCAACUUCACUGUAGAUUCUUCCUAUACCUAUAGCCGGUAGCUUCAUAUAUUGCAAAUCCUCUCGAACAUCUUCUUCUCAACAACCUACUCAUCCCUUACACUACUUCAUCGACCACUUCCACACUCCUACACACAUCCGGCUCAUCAUGAAGCUCCUCGCUCUCUUCCUCCUCGCCCUCAUGGGCCUUGUCAAGAUCGCCUCGGGUGUCGCUAUCACCAGCGUCUCCGACGAGCUUACUAAAUCUGCCGUCACCGGGGACUGUCACAACGGCGACGAAAAGUGCUCUAUCCUCCCAAUCAUCCUCCUUGGCCGCCACUCAAUCAAGCGCUGCAUCAACCACAACUGGGUCGACCACGAUAUCUGCAACGUCGGGGUCAUCUAUACCGCAGGCCCUUCACCUCACUGUACCGUCGCAACCCUCAACGGUGAGAUCACCAACGAGGCCGAUGAACCUGCUGUUACCGCCAACGAGUUUUCAUCCAGGCAAGAGGACUGUCGCGAGGGCGCCCAGCAGUGCGCGUACCUCAAUCCCAUCCGCCGACACAUCAUCCGGCGCUGCAACCGCCACAAUUGGGUCAACAUCAAGGUCUGCGAAGCCACCGAGACUUGUACUAGUGGUGCCGCGCCCCAGUGUGUCGCUCAGACUGUUCUGUCUCGUAACGAGGACGCCGAUGAAGACGGCAUCGACGCUGUAAGCUGCUUGAACAUAACUCCUCUUCCCAAAGAGUUUAAUAUAUGCUAACAAACCCCAGAACCUUGCCCACAAAGCCGACCUCCCCUGUACCAAAUGUAAGAGGAUGCGCGAUGAUUGCUUCAAGAACGCUCACUGCAGAAAUAAUCCUUGCCGCCACAACUGCAUCAAUAAGAUGAAGAGGUAUCUGGUUGAAGACGGUCGACAUGGACGGUAUCGCGGUACUUGUGCGGACUACUGCCCGCAGUUGUGUCGGUGAUGCGAAAGCGUGAUCUUCGAUCGUCUCGCGUUUACGUAUCGAUACUUCUGCUCGUCGCAUUCUGACAUGAUAUGGAUGCAUAGUGCG